Physella acuta is the source of this 978-nucleotide messenger RNA. RefSeq names its product somatostatin receptor type 5-like. Gene Ontology annotation, biological process: G protein-coupled receptor signaling pathway. NCBI's taxonomy places the organism in Eukaryota, Metazoa, Mollusca, Gastropoda, Physidae. Gene Ontology annotation, cellular component: membrane. Gene Ontology annotation, molecular function: G protein-coupled receptor activity. The record is from RefSeq and is a predicted model, not a curated record.
AUGACAAACACAACAGAGCCAUACACACACGAGCUUUUGAAGAACUUUAGCUCAGUUGUCACAAGCCCGGAGACCGUCCAUUUCUCCAACAGCACCGCUUCCAGCCAAUCAGACGCUCUCCGGCACCGGAACUUGUUCAUCGGCGUGUCCGGCAUCGUGCUGAACCUGUCCGGCAUCCUCCUGCUGGUGACGUCACGUCACGUGAAGGUCACGUUGAAGAUCUCGCUGUUGAGUCUGCUGGUCAAUGACCUGAUGUUCCUGACGGUGCUCUUCGCCCUGGGCACGCUGAGCAGCACGCUGACCACCAACCACGCCUUCUGCUGGCCCGUGCUGUACCUCAGCUACACCUCGGUCAUCGUGUCCUACCUGUCUGUCUGCCAGCUCGCGCUGCAGAACUACAUCGCCGUCUUCUACCCGCUCAGCUGCAACCGGAUCGUGACCUUGACCAAGGUGACCUUGUCCACCGUCGUCAUCUGGGUCAUGGGGUUUCUGGUAUGCCUGGGUUGUACAGGGUUAAAGUUCGAGAAGAAUCAGCUGUGUAUCGCGCUGGUCCCUGUCCCGACGUCAGGGAUUGGUGGGAUCGCCGUCACGUGCGUCAUCUGCGCAGGCGUCGUGUCGGCUAUAAAUAUCAAAAUCUUCACGCAAAUCAGGAGGCGGAACCGGCGAGUGGGCGUGGCUGUACCAGACGACACCAGCACGAGUGUCCGGACCGUUUCGGAAAAUUUACAAAAAAGCGAAUUCUCACCGGAAACUCUGCAAGUGCCUUCUCGGCUGAACAUAGUUUCCAUGGUGAUUCUCGUCUCGUCGAAAAAUUUCCAGAAGUUGACCUUCGCCCAGAGCGGGGUGGGCAUCUUCGUGUCCAGUCUGGUGACGGUCAAUGUCCUGGGGAAUCCUGUGUUGUACGCCUGGAGGUUCAUUCAGUGGAGGAAGAUGUUCAGUAAACUGCGGCAGUGGAGGAGGAACUUGGGUCUUGUGUAG